Molecule: messenger RNA, 1161 nt
Organism: Morus notabilis
Lineage: Eukaryota; Viridiplantae; Streptophyta; Magnoliopsida; Rosales; Moraceae
Product: probable polyamine aminopropyl transferase
Exons: 8
Coding region: 231-1076 (281 amino acids)
Source: RefSeq, a predicted model, not a curated record
UGGCGCUGUUAAGGAAUGAUACAGUGCUUUUAGGACACGAAACCAAUGUUGGAGCUCAUCCAUGGGCGUCAUGUAAUUCCAGUCGUGUUGGCGGGUUAUGGCUAAAUCCAUUCCCGAUCUCCAUUAAUCCUUCCAAUGACGCAGUUUCGCGGCGUGGUCGCCGUUGCCGUUCGAAACCGUGGCCUUCAGUUUCAAUUCGGUCGCUUUUCGAUAAACGAACUCCCAAAGCGAUGGCAAAUGCGGAGAGGCACGAGCAGCAAAAACGACAAGAGGUGGAAGAGGAAGAGGAAGACUAUCGAGUGUUGACUUCAGUGAGAAGCAGUUAUAACGACAUCAUGAUUUUGGAUACUGCCGACUCAAGAGUCCUGCUUCUUGAUCAUUCUUAUAAUGUGCAUAGCAUUCUUUACAAGCAUAAGAAAUGGACUGAUUCCUACUGGGACGAGUUUGCUAGCUUGCCACCAAUUGUUCCAAAAGGUCCCAUUGCGAUCCUUGGAUUGGGUGGUGGAACUGCUGCUCAUUUGAUGCUUGAUUUGUGGCCUGAAUUACAGCUUGAAGGCUGGGAAAUUGAUCAAAUAUUGAUUGAUAAAGCAAGAGACUAUCUUGGGCUCUCUGAUCUUGAGAAGCAUACUGAAGCUGGCGGCAUACUUAACGUUCAUAUUGGUGAUGCCCUUUCUCCCUCGGUUAAUAUUUCUGGAGGUUAUGCUGGCCUUGUUGUUGACUUGUUUUCUGAUGGAGGGGUUUUGUCACAAUUAGAAGAGGUCGCUACUUGGUUGGAAAUGAAGAAGUGGUUGAUGCCUAAUGGUCGUAUCAUGGUGAAUUGCGGUGGCACUAGUGGAGGAUCUGAAGUUGAUCCUAGAAGUACAUCAAGUAAUGGCUCCUUGGUUCAGAAUUCUACAAUCAAGGCACUAUCUGAAGCUUUUGCUGGAGAAAUAUGCUGGAAGAGACUGGCAAAAGAAAACGGUGAAAAUCACCUUGCACUGACAGGACCUUUACCAGAUUUGGAUUCAUGGUCUACAAUGGUACCGUAUCCUCUGAGUACCAGAGUAAAGCAAUGGAAGCCAUACGGUGAGUUUUAGGCGAAGCCGAAGCUAGCUUGUCGCGUGCCUGCGAAACUACUUUCAUCGUCAAACUACAACUGAAGAAUGAGAACCUGAAGACUUG